UACACCAUUUUAAAAAAAUUUAAUUUUCUUUUAUUUUCAAUAGACCCAAUAAACAAUGUUUUCUCUGGCAUUCAAUUUCGAAUUCGUUGGCAUGAUCCUGGACAUUUACCUGUUGAACUUGCAAAGUUGGAAUUAUUUUCAAGUGACUCUGGAGGGCAUUUACUCACUCGACUAGAUAUAAUUAAAGACGAAAAGAGGGGAAUGAUUGAUAAAAACAGUUCAAUCGUUUCAAUGAUGGCACAAAUACCCGAAGGGCUUCGUUGUAAUCUUUGUACACUCCGUUUAAGUGUAGAAUUGGAUGAACGAAUUCAACUAGUUAGUUGUGCCCAAGUUAGUGUAAAACCUGCAGAAAAGGGAGUAGAGGAGGUUGGAGAGGAGGGGGAGAAAGAAUGCAAAGAAAACAAAGAAUGUUUAUUUGGAGGAAGUUGUUUGGAUGGAAAUUGUUUUUGUUUAAAUGGAAGGUUUGGGGAAUAUUGCAAAAAUGGUAAGGUGGAUUUGAAGGGGGGUUUGAGGGAUUUUUUAAGGGGAUUUGACUCGGUUUAGGGGAUUUUUUUGCUCUAAGAGAGGGGUUGUUUCCAAGGUUUGACUCGAUUUCAAAAAAUCGAGCAGUUC
This is a messenger RNA of Meloidogyne enterolobii, 612 nucleotides long. The record is from the annotation of a GenBank genome assembly. NCBI's taxonomy places the organism in Eukaryota, Metazoa, Nematoda, Chromadorea, Rhabditida, Meloidogynidae.